Molecule: messenger RNA, 1318 nt
Organism: Magnolia sinica
Lineage: Eukaryota; Viridiplantae; Streptophyta; Magnoliopsida; Magnoliales; Magnoliaceae
Exons: 7
Coding region: 42-878 (278 amino acids)
Biological process (GO): signal transduction
Molecular function (GO): protein binding
Source: RefSeq, a predicted model, not a curated record
UACUAUUUUUUGAAAUUUAAAUGUCUUUUCAUUAACUAAAGAUGAAGAAUAUUUUAUUGUCAUACUGUCAUAUUGCUAGACAUAUACAGGUGUUAGACAUGAGGCGCAUCAAACGCAUGGCUAGGCGAUCAAUAGGUCCUAUGACUGAUGCGGGACCUAGCCAGCCUCAAGUGACCCAGGCUACAAUGGGUCCCUCUAGUGAUUCACAGGGUGCGAUAAAAAAGAGAGGCCACACACGAUGCCUCGAAGUUUGGAAAAUACGUGAAGGACAACACAUUACUAUUCCCAUCAACACUAAAGGACAACCUGUUGGUGACAAUGUUAACAAGUUGACAAACUUCCUAGGGACUGUAGCACGCAAUGGGGAAUAUGCACCCCUUACAUUUACUGAUUGGAGGGCAGUGCCGAAUGAGAAGAAGGAUGAUAUGUUGGGACUUGUUAUGUCCAAGUUUGAGUUUAACGCGGAUGCAAAGAAGUGGGUGUUACAAUCAAUUGGUAGAAAAUGGAAGGAUUGGAAAGGUGAACUGAAAAAACUCUACUAUUCUCCUCAUGAGACUGACGAGGAGCGGCUUGCGAACCUUGAUGAGCGGGUCAAAGAGGAUCAGUGGAAGACACUAAUUCAGUUUUGGAACUCUAAAGAAGGGAAGGCUCGUAGUAAGACAAGUUUAGAGAAUCGAAAAAGACAAUUAAUCGGCCACGCUGCAGGCUCAAAGAGCUUUGCACGGAUACGUGAGGAAGAGAGGAAGAAAAUAGCUAGUGACGAGGAUCCAAGCCGGGCAGAUGUGUUUAUAUUGACCCAUACGUGCAAGAGUGGUAAGCCUGUGGAUGAGGCUUCAUUAAGAGUAAUGGAACAACUUAAUGAACAAAUUUCUCAGUAGCCCGAUACCUCACAGAAUAGCACAGGAAGGAAUGAGUUGUUCUCUCAAGUAAUGGGAGAAGAUCGACAUGGCCGAGUCCGCACUUAUGGGUUAGGCCCCACUCCUACUGAUUUGUGGGGAACAACACAUAGCCAACGAAGGAUUGCCUCCGCUGCUCAGAUUAGAAAUGAAGAAUAUGAGGAACUGCAGAUUGAAGUAUCAUCCCUAAAAUCAAAAGUUUCAUACCUAAAAUUGGAAGUAUCAUCCCUAAAAUCAGAAUUUUCAUCUUUUAAAGAAUCCAUGGUGCAGCUGAUAUCCUCUAGGACAAAUCUGAAAUCCACAGUAUCAGAUAAUUCAGCUAAUCUCAACCUAAACCAACCGGCCUCAUCAUCAAGCCAGGGACACUUAGCGAAAAAGGGAAAGACUACGACUUGCAGUAGUACCGGGGUAAAUUUUCACAC